Messenger RNA from Ictalurus furcatus (blue catfish), 1896 nucleotides. It is a transcript of the gene enoph1, whose product is annotated as enolase-phosphatase 1. The coding region runs from base 194 to 979 and encodes 261 amino acids. The transcript has 6 exons. The record is from RefSeq and is a predicted model, not a curated record. Gene Ontology annotation, molecular function: magnesium ion binding; acireductone synthase activity. Lineage: Eukaryota; Metazoa; Chordata; Actinopteri; Siluriformes; Ictaluridae.
UGUUAGCACAUUGCUAGUUGGUUAGUGUGCAAUUUAUCUUAUGAACCGUUUUAGCUACUCUGACCGGCAUUAACCGGGUUUAUUCAACCCACUUUUUAAUAUACCCAUUUGUUACCGUAAACCGUCGUGACGAGACUGUCGUUGUCCAUUUGAAAAAAACAAAACAAACAAACAACAAAAAAAAAAAACCAAAAUGGCAACGAUUACAGUUCCUGAGAACGUUAGCGUUUUUCUGUUGGACAUUGAAGGAACUACGACUCCUAUCACGUUUGUAAAGGAUGUUUUAUUUCCAUAUAUCAAAGAGCACUUGGAGGAGUACCUGGGUGCGCACUGGGAAGAGGAUGAGUGCAAGCAGGAUGUACAGCUCCUAAAGAAACAGACUGAGGAAGACUUAAAGCAGAAUAGAGCGUGCCCAGUUCAUGCCGUAGACCAGACGGUCCACACUGAUGAAGAGAAAGCAAUCCGGGAGGUGGUGGAUAGUGUCCUGUGGCAGAUGGCUGCAGACAGAAAGACCACUGCUCUCAAGCAGCUGCAAGGUCACAUGUGGAGAGCAGCCUAUGCUUCAGGGAAGAUUAAAGGCGAAGUGUAUCAGGAUGUGGUUCCUGCUAUAAGAAGAUGGAGGCAAUAUGGUUUUAAAGUCUACAUUUAUUCUUCAGGAAGCAUAGAAGCCCAGAAGCUACUCUUUGGCUAUUCAGUUGAAGGAGAUCUAUUAGAUCUAUUUGACGGUCACUUUGACACCAACAUUGGUGCCAAAGUGGAAAGUAAAAGCUAUGAAAAGAUUGCAGACAGGAUUGGCUGCUCCCCAGAAGACAUUAUGUUCUUAACAGAUGUCACACGAGAAGCAAAAGCAGCAGAGGAUGCUGGGCUGAACGUGGCCGUGGUUGUGCGACCAGGUAACAUGGAGCUGACCGAAGAGGAGAGGAACCAUUAUACAACCCUCACAACUUUUGGCCAGCUGGAACUCACAGGAAGUGCUUAACACACAAGGACAGGACAGUGUCAGCAUUCCUCAAGUGGACUUUAGCGAACAUGGGCUGACAUUGGAUUGGAUUAGAAAGUUGUAGCUUGUUACUUAUGGGUUGGGGAUGCAGCAAGUGCAUUAUAGUUGUACCUAAUUAAACUCCAGGUGCUUGCAUAUGUUUUUUAUUUUUAUUUUAUUUUUAAAAAAACACAAUGAAGUUGGUUUAUAAUAUUGUCAUUCAAUUUGGAUGUUUUAUUAUGCUAUGAAACAGUAUUGAUGUGAAAGUGUAAUUUAAGUUAUUAAUUAUGAAUUAAUUUUUUCUGUAAUUGUACCUCUUCCUCCAUCUAGUAAACGUAUGUUAUACUCUCAAAUGUUAUUUCAAAUAACUUUAUGUAAAAGCGUUAUUGCAAAGAGCAAAUGUGCAACUUGGAUAUGCAACAACUAAACGUGUUAUCAUGUAGGAACAGUAAUGUAGCUCAUAGACAAUUUAUAAAGGAACAAAACCUAAAAAUAAAUCAAGAUUUCUAAAUUUAAACUAUAAACUGUGUGGAAAAUAUUGCAGAACAGUUGCAUUAAGUAAGUUUGGAAUGAUUUUCAUCACUACCGAAAACUGAAUCAAAUGGCAAAAUCUCAUGAAUGCAUGUGAUUUUCAAAAAGAUACUGAUAUGCCCCAAUUGACAACAAUGACAAGAAAGAUAACCGUGCCUAGCCUGUGUUUUUAAUAUGACUACAGUAGCUGAAGCACUGGUAUUCAGCAGUUUAAGGUUCUGUACUAGUGAACUAAAGGUCAGUUUGCAUGCUCAAUUUAAUGUUUCUUUGGCUGAAACUGUCCGCUAAGUGAAUAUAUUCAAUGUUUUAUUCCUAAUGCACCAUGUAACGAGAGCUGAAGUUCUGACACAUUUGAAGAAGAUGGUAAUGUUAAACUGUGGUAGAAU